AUGGCGCCGAAAGCUCAACAGGUCGAGGUGCAGCGAGAGGCUCUGAACAUCGCUGCAUCAUGGAUGCAAAGCAUGAAGUCCGCAGUGAAGGAUGCUGUAGCCUUCGAAGAAGAAGAAGCAACUAAUGCUGACCUGCUUGUCUCUCGCCCUGCAAGGCUGGGCUGGGCUCAAAGUUUGUUCCUCACUCCAAGGUGCACGCAUGCAGUUUGUUGGCAGGCAUGCGGGACUGAUAGGAUGAAACAGGCACUCAAGACAGAGGGCGAUGAGAACAAUCGUCUGGUUGGAAAGUUGAAGAAGAUGGUAAAGAAGAAAGAUGAGCAUAUUGAGCGAUCAGUUCAGAAACGGAAGGCUCAGGAUGAGGACAAUGAUGAAGAGAGCAGAACGAAAUCGAUUCAGCCAAAGAAGAGUAAGCCCCCACAGGAACCAGUCGUGUUGACGACUGUUGAUCAAGAAAACAACAAUCAGAACAAGAAGAAGAGAAGGAAAAAACAACAGAAGAAGGCCGGAGAGCAGGUAGAUGCAAACAAGAGCCAAGAGCAGCAAGAGGAAGAGGAAGAGCAGGAAAGCAGGAGGAGAGAAGGAGAGAAGAAGAUCAAACCCGCUCAAGAAGUUUCAAAGAAGAAGUCUGCUGCAGGAGAUGAAGACAAGAAGGAGAAAAUCCCUCCCCAUCCCAAGCAUCGCAAAGAUCAGCAAGAGCAAGGGAGUUCGAACCAGAAGCAGCCGGCAGACGAGCAGGAAGAACGAGAGGAGGACGACUUCGACGGCCACAGGCCGAGGAGGAGGAGGAUCAAAGGCAAGAAAACUCGAUCGAGGCAGAAAAACAUCCGCAAAGACAGCCGUCCGGAAAAUCUCCGGCCAGGAGGCAAAGACUACGUCGCUAGGACAACCCCAGCUGACGAGCCGGCAGCAUGA
Molecule: messenger RNA, 912 nt
Organism: Guillardia theta CCMP2712
Lineage: Eukaryota; Cryptophyceae; Pyrenomonadales; Geminigeraceae
Exons: 5
Coding region: 1-912 (303 amino acids)
Source: RefSeq, a predicted model, not a curated record